Molecule: messenger RNA, 1648 nt
Organism: Priapulus caudatus
Lineage: Eukaryota; Metazoa; Priapulida; Priapulimorpha; Priapulimorphida; Priapulidae
Product: AP-4 complex subunit epsilon-1-like
Exons: 11
Coding region: 77-1648 (523 amino acids)
Biological process (GO): receptor-mediated endocytosis; intracellular protein transport
Cellular component (GO): membrane coat; AP-4 adaptor complex
Molecular function (GO): cargo adaptor activity
Source: RefSeq, a predicted model, not a curated record
GCAACAUGUCGCUGUGAGUGUAGUAAAAUAUAUACGUUUUCGCCCAUAAAAUUUGAAUUAGCACCAAUUUGCAAGGAUGUCUGACAUCAUGCAAAAGACAUUUGCAGCGUUGCCUGGGCUUCUCCAACAAAGCAUGGCUAUGUCUAGUAGCAUCCCACAGACCAAGAGCACAGGCGUUGGAAUCGGGGUGGCAUCUAUUAACUUUCAAACUUUCAUCCAGACUGUUCGUAAUAUCAAGUCUAAAUAUGAAGAAGAACUGUUCGUAAAUAAUGAGUUGAUGGAGAUGAAACAACAGCUGUGCCAAGCUACCAUUUUACCCGUGCAGAUGAAUGAGAAUGUGAUGAAGAUGAUAUACUGUGAAAUGCUUGGCUAUCAAGUCCCAUUUGCUUACAUCCAUGCUGUAAAUCUUGCACAGAAAGGGACACUAAACAAUAAGAGAAUAGGCUACCUCGCUGCUUCACUUUGCUUUGAUGAGGAUAAUGAGUUAGCUCUGCUGCUUGUAAACACCAUACAGCGUGACAUGUCGAGCACCAAUGUUCUUGAGGUGUGCAUGGCACUCAAUGCAUGUACCUACUUCAUCUCAGCUGACUUGGCUCCACUCAUCCUCCCAAUCGUACAAGACAAGCUUAAGCACGAGAAAGCUGUAGUAAGAAAGAAAGCUGUCCUGGCUCUGGGCAGCUUUCAGAAACAGAAUCCCUCGCUGCUGCUGCAUCUUCAGCCCAACUUCCGGCAGGCGAUGGGAGAUAAAGAUACUCGAGUGAUGGAGGCUACACUGAGUGUUUACCACAGGCUGGCUCAGGAUGACCCAACAAAGUUUAAAGACCUUGUUCCUGCUCUGUGUCAUAUUCUUGAUCAAGUGCUGGAUAACAGGCUGCCCACGAGCUAUGAAUACCACAGUGUGGCCGCGCCCUGGCUGCAGAUACGACUUCUUAAGAUCAUGGCUAUACUUGGAGCAGAAGAUCAAAAAUCUAGCGAACAAAUGUAUGUGGUGCUAAGAAAGGUGAUGCUAAGGUCAUCUGUUAAUCAGUCUAUUGCAAAUGCCGUGACGUAUGAAGCCAUAAGGACGAUCACGACGAUUGUUCCUAGUGCAGACCUAGUCAACGCAGCGGUUAAAUGUGUGGGCAGCUUCGUGUUGUCACGCACCAGCAAUCUAAGGUACCUGGGUAUCAAGACUCUGUCUUUCAUUCUACCACACGUGCAGUCGACAUGUGCACAGGAGCAUCAGGCUGUAGUUCUAGAGUGCCUUGAUCACCCUGAUGAUUCCAUCAGGAGAAUGACACUAGAACUGCUUCGUAAGAUGGCGAAUCGCUCGAACGUAAACACCGUCUGCCAGAAGCUCAAUGAGCAUCUCGCGAUGACGACGGACAUGCACCAGCGCUCUCGCCUCUGCGCGAGCAUCUGCGAGCUGAUUGGCCGGCACGCGCCGUCCGACGAGUGGCGGCUCCGCGCGAUCAACUACCUGCUGCUGACGGCGGGUGACGCGGUUGCCGGCGGCGACGUCGAGACGCUGCGACGGAUGCUGCGGCACGGCGACGAUGAGUUGAGGACGAUGGCGGUGACGGAGUAUGCGAGGUUGCUGGGGAAGGAUGGGCUGCCGACGCAUCUCAUCAGGAUAGGAGUGUGGGAAAGGAAAAACAACAAAGAAUAG